GAAAGCCGGUAAUCCCCCAAAUCCCCGCCCAUCAGACCAUCAUCACACUUUAAAACAAAUAUCGCAACGAGAGCGCGUGAAAGGUUAGCGAUCUAUCUAAUUCUAAUCUUCUUUGCCGCAUAGAAAGAGCGCCUCUAGACGGUUUUCUUCGUCGCGACUCGUCACCAUUUGGUUUGGGGGCCUCCGUUCGAGGAAGCGUCGUCGCCCUUUAAUUUUUAUCCCUCGUUAUCGGUAAGACUCCACCAUCACUCCUGAUUGCAAAUAAAACUUCAAUCUCAAAGGAGAAAGAGCGAGAAGAUUUGUCGGGUGAUUUCUCUUUUCCGCUGGAUCUUCGAUUCUUCGUUUUGCAUUUCCGCUUUCUAGGGUUUCUUUCUAUCUUUUCCCCUCUUCGCUCUCUGUGAUUUCUGAUAUCAAAGGUAGAUUAGUUUCUACCUGCAGAGCACGAGAGGAGAAGAUCCGUGGUAUUUGUCUAGGACAUCCAUUUAUUGUAAUUUAGAUGUUCGAUCGCGUGGUUUUAUAAUGUUUCGAGUCAGUUCGCGUCAGUCUAGGGUUUUCUAAGCCCGGGGAAAUAGAGGUUCAAGCGGUAUUGCUGUUUUCCGGUUAGGGCUUUCUGGUUGAUUGUCAAGGGUUUUUUGCUUUGCAUAAGUUGGGUUCCUAUCCCCCCUUCUUUUUAUAUAUUGGUAGUUAUUUGUGACUCGUGGGCAGCGGAACCCGACUAUAUGGCAGCAGGAAGGGAUGGGGGCUACCGUGAUAAUGAAUUCAGAGACCGCGAGUAUAUCAAGGCUUCGAGGAGGAGGGAAUUUUAUUACUCAACAGAAGAAAGCGAUUACUAUCACAUCAACAAACAUGAUCGUGGAAGUGGUCGUAGUCGUAACCUUGAACGAGGGAAGGAACGGGAUGCCAGAGAUAGGAUUAGAGUUAGACAGAAGGAUAUCAAGGAGAGGGAAGUAAUAAAUGGUGGCUACCGUUCUUCUUCCAGCACGAGCAAUUCAGGCAGCACUGGCAGUGGCCACAGGCGAGGUGGGGUUUCUGUUAGGAUGGCAGAACGCGAGCCAGGUGAGUUAUCAAGUGGAAGUGGAUCUGAUGGUGCCAUUGCAUCUGAAUCACAGGUUAAAGAUGUGGAGGUUUCAAAGCGCGAAAAUGGGGCUAGCUCACCCACGGGUAAGAAGAGGAAAUUCUCUCCAAUUGUAUGGGAUAGAGAAGAGAAGGAUAUGAGCAUUUUACCUGAAAAUAGGGUCGCUCCAACAAGCGCCCUGCCACCUCUGCCUACCAUGCCUAAAUCUUACCGCCAGUCACCAAAUCUUGUUCCUGAAGCUGAAGGUAGUAAACAGGUUUCUCCUAUCAAACCUAAUGGACUUCGUAGCAUGCCUUCUUCACCAGUCAAGGAAACAGUUGCACUUGGUUCGAUGGCCUCUGUUGCAUUUGAUUUUUCAGCAGGUUUUUCCUCAUCCCCCCAGGAGCAGCACUGGAGCAAUGACCUAGAACCGGGGCAGCUGGAAGAGGAGGAUUUUGUUCCAACACGAAAUAUAUCUGCAUCACGAUGGGCAGAUGAGAUUAGUUCCCUGGGAAAUGAAAGCGAAGUUUCUGAUGAUGAAGACAUGCCUAAGAGGAGGAAAAAGGCAGGGUCAGUGGAAAAUAGAUUAAACAUGAAAACAUCAAGUCCUGAGCUUGGGGAGCUGACAAGAGAGGGCUCUGAAGGGUCUCGAGCUAAAUCAUCUGAUUCCGAUGGAGGAGGCCAAACAAGACUUGCCAGUGGUGGUGAACACCCUGAAAAUGAGUUGGAUAAGAAUGAUUUCGUGGAGAUGAAUGAUGAAUCUGAGAACAGUGGUGCCAGUGAUCACCAGUUGGAUACAGAUUCUGAGAUGGAGAAUGAUUCCCGCAAGACCCCAGAGCCUUCUAUACCACCACAGAGAAAUAUAAACAUGCUUCAUGGGUGCAGAAGUGUUGAUGAAUUUGAGAGACUCAACAAGAUAAAUGAAGGUACGUAUGGUGUUGUCUAUAGAGCCAGGGAUAAGAAGACAGGGGAAGUUGUGGCCUUGAAAAAGGUGAAGAUGGAGAAAGAAAGAGAAGGCUUUCCUUUGACCUCUCUAAGGGAAAUAAAUAUUCUCCUGUCAUUACAUCAUCCAUCAAUUGUGGAUGUCAAGGAAGUAGUUGUAGGAAGUAACCUUGAUAGUAUUUUCAUGGUUAUGGAGUACAUGGAACAUGACCUUAAAGGGCUGAUGGAGGCGAUGAAACAGCCUUUUAGUCAAAGUGAAGUAAAGUGUCUGAUGCUGCAACUUUUAGAGGGUGUCAAGUAUCUUCAUGACAAUUGGGUGCUCCAUAGGGAUUUGAAAACAUCAAAUAUUCUUUUCAAUAACUGUGGUGAGUUGAAGAUCUGUGAUUUUGGGUUGUCUCGGCAAUAUGGGAGCCCAUUGAAACCCUAUACUCAUUUGGUGGUUACUCUAUGGUACAGGGCACCCGAAUUACUACUAGGAGCCAAGCAAUAUUCCACAGCUAUUGACAUGUGGUCGCUGGGUUGCAUAAUGGCUGAACUUUUAGCUAAAGAACCAUUAUUUAAUGGGAAAACUGAAUUUGACCAGCUUGACAAAAUUUUUAGAACUCUUGGCACACCCAAUGAGACGAUAUGGCCGGGAUUUUUGAAAUUGCCUGGGGUCAAGGUCAAUUUUGUUAAGCAUCAGUAUAACCUUCUCCGUAAGAAAUUUCCAGCCACAUCUUUCACUGGAUCUCCAAUACUCUCUGAAUCUGGGUUUGAUUUGUUGAACAAGCUUCUAACUUAUGACCCUGAGAAGCGGAUAACUGCAGAGGCUGCCCUUAAUCAUGAAUGGUUCCGUGAAGUUCCUCUUCCAAAAUCAAAGGAUUUUAUGCCAACAUUUCCUGCUCAACAUGCUCAGGACAGGCAUCUAAGAAGAAUAAUGAAGAGCCCUGAUCCACUAGAAGAACAACGGAGGAAGGAGUUGCAGCAAGGGGAAUUGGGCAGUGGUGGCUUGUUUGGCUGAGAGAGUUGAAUGGGUAUAAGGUCACAUUUGAACUCCCUUUCUCAGAUUUUGCAUCAAAGGUCACCAUUAGAGGAUGCAGUUGAGGUGAGCAAUGUGUCUUGCAUGUCGAGUUGCGCAAACUCUUUGAGGUGAUCACUUGUGCUGUUGCUUAGCAGGCACCUCUGGUGAUUUGGCUGGACAGAUGUAUUCUUUUGUUGUUUCCUGCCAACUAAACAGUCACAGGAUAUUUUUUUUGUCCUCGACCAUUGAUGAUCAUAAAAAGUGCAUCCUUUUUCCCUGCUUGGGUCGCAAGGUGUGGCAUAGUGGAAUUUCUUUUUCAGUUUCAUUUGAAACUUAUGUAACAUAUUUUUCAUUGGCACAUUGUAGACAUGCUCCUAAAAUCUGGCUAUAUCUACCAGAAUAGAAUGGAUUUACUGCCUAUUUCCAGUUCUGUUUCUUUUAAUCUUCACAUUGUGUUUGCAAGAGACGAUUGGUGUGAAGUGGAGGGAUGUACCUUGCUUUUCAUACCUGAAGAAUUGACUGAAAAUGUUGCACUUCAUAGUUCAUAAGUUUAAGUUGUGGCUUCCUCAAAAAAAAGUGUGAAGCUUUGAUGGUUACUAACCUGAGCAGUAUGCACGUAAUGAUCCAGUCCUUGAAGCUCCUUUUUUUGGCUGGAAGCAUUUGGUCUCGUGGUGCAUGAAUCUAUGGUAGUACCUGUGUCAAUGUGGCUCCUCGAAUGUUGCUCUAUUAGGUUCAUGCUUCGUGGCACAAUUCUUUUAUUAGGUGGGCUUUUGGUCUGGAUAACUAAUUCCUGAAAAAUGCUAGAUGUUGCACUGGUGCAAUCUUUUUGUUGCAUAUUCUGUCUCUCUGGUAUCAAUUAGUUCAAGAUUUAGAUUGCUUUAAUCUUCUGAGAUACCUAUCUGCAAAUGUUGUUGCAGUAUCAAAGUAAGCAGGUUGAGGAGGUUAUUUUAUAGGACUUAAAUUGUUUUUUGGUGCUGCAGCACUGGUUUUUUUCAGAUGUGGCAAAAUAGAGGUACCAUUACAAAAUUUGGUUUCUUAUUUGGAACAGUGUUAGACUCCUAUUCACUUUUCGCAAUAAUGUAAAAAUCUGUUUAAAUUGCCAACUCUUCACUUCUAUGAUCAAUAUUUUUUUUGUGUUUAAAUCUAGGCUUCUAAUGAGAGAAGCAAGGUUGUUUACAGUCAAUCUGAAUGUCUCUUUUAGAUCGACUCCAUUAUCUGCUAACGGGUUUGCUAAUUCACUUGCCAGGACAGGGUGCUACUGUAGAACUAGAAUGAUGGGGGAUCCAUGGGUGGAGGUCAAACUGUAAUAUUUUGAACAAUCUGAACAUUCUUUUACCUACUGAUAUUUAGAAAUAGCCUGGCUAGAGAAAUGGUGGUCGCUGUUUAGUUGUGGAUUUGAGGGGCAAAAUGAAUCUUUGGCUGCAUGAUGCUGAAGAAUAGACCUGCAAAUUAAGAAGCCCAUUUGGUUUGCAGGAAUAGGGGUCCGGAAUUGCAAUCAGAAUGGCCCACUCCGAUUCCAGGCGUUUGGUUGGGCGGAAUCGGAAUCCUAUUCCCAUUCCAGGUGGAAUGGAAAUCCCCCAUUUGAGGGAAUGGCCAUCCCCGACAAGAAGUUUCUAACUCAGUCUCAAGCAAGAAGACUAAGAGAUGAGAAAAGGUUAUGUAAUAGCUAUGUUCUCUGGCCCAAUUGGAGUGGGAGACUCUUUGAGGGCUGAGGUGUUAGCAGCUUUGGAAGGGGUACAAAGGGCCAAAGACCUUGGGUAAAGAGAAAGUUCAAAUGGCUGAUCAAGGAUAUGGAAGUCCAGUGUACUUGGGUAAAGAGAAAUGCCAACUCCUUUGUUGAUGGAUUAGCUAGGCAAGGGGUUAAUAGGGUUUCUGGGUUCUGGGCUCAGUUGUAAUUGUUGUUUUUAUCAGUUUGGGUGCAUUCCCAUCUUCCGGGGAGCUAAGAUACCUUAGCUCCUUUUCUUUGUAAUUUUAAUUCCAUUUAAUGAUCUGUGGUUAUUGAUUAAAGAAAAGGCCAUUCCCGGCCCACCCCCGGAAUAAAAUCCCAUUCCCACUCUUCAAUAUAAGGAAAGACAAAAUGACAAAAAAACCCCUCAAACUUCUCUAACCGGUUCCAACUUUCUAACCCUCACUCCCCAUCUCUCACUGCCCCCUCAUUUGGCAGUUGAAAUUUGAAAAGUUAAAAGUUGAUCUGAACUGAAACUCCGGCGAUGAUGACAAGUUUUUCCGCUGCAGACCAGACCAGACCACAGCAAAAAAAAUGCAGACAGUGCUCCAUCGCUACAUGUUCUGUUUGCUGCAAUGAGCCGCCUAAUCCUGCAACCCCCAUUUCUCCAGAGAGACCUGUUUGGGCCCUCUUUGUCCAGAGAGACCUGUUUGGUCCCCAGCAAAUCAACGAGUGCUUUUUUUUUGGUUCGAAUCAGCCUUAUUAAGGCUAUUGCACCAAAUUGUUCGUUCAAUAACUGCCCUGUUAGUAUUUUUAUUUGUUUUAGGUUGCAAUUAGUACCUUUGGCCGUUUUUUAUGCUUCUAUAAAUAUGGCCGUUAUUUGGCA
This is a messenger RNA of Nelumbo nucifera (sacred lotus), 5548 nucleotides long. The record is from RefSeq and is a predicted model, not a curated record. Lineage: Eukaryota; Viridiplantae; Streptophyta; Magnoliopsida; Proteales; Nelumbonaceae.